Molecule: messenger RNA, 9847 nt
Organism: Coregonus sp. 'balchen'
Lineage: Eukaryota; Metazoa; Chordata; Actinopteri; Salmoniformes; Salmonidae
Source: the annotation of a GenBank genome assembly
AUGAGCUAUCAGGUCCCCUCACCUUGCAGCACAUUACCCAACAAGGCUCUGUGUGGAGGGCCAGAGGGCAUGCUGCCCUGCUGUGUUGAGAGCAGUAUGCACACCAGAAGCUCACAUGCACACCUACACCCCAUGGCUCUAACUUGACAAGGCUUUACCCCAGCCUCAGAUAAGAAAUGAGCACGUCCCAACCCUGGGCUCCCUAAAAUAACUCCCUGUCUCUUAGAGCUAAGCUAAACAGAGGGGAGCGUAGUGCUUGGACUCACCACUAGACUGAGCCAGAGGGGACAUCACCAAGCAGAGGGGUUGAGAGGCAGAUGUCAGGUUUGGCUUGGACCCCAAACAAUAUUCUAUACCCCCUUGAACACCCUAGAGCCAAAGGGGGAGGGUUUGCAGUUCAUUUGAGUGAGUAUGACAACACAUUGCCUUCCCAGGACCCCAAACAGACCCCUUAAUAGAAGCCGUAAUGGAGAGAGUUUAAUGAUCCACAGGCAGGGAGGGCAGUAAGGGCACAGAGGAUUGGCGAUGUAGUGGAAUAAUGAAUGAGACGGCACACUGGCACAGACAGCAUCAUGGGAAUUUAUGAUCAGUAGGCUGACUGAGGUUUCACGGCUAGGCUGCUGUGUGUGUUUCCCAUCGCUACAAAUUACCGUCCAGCAGAUUGCCACUGACACUCUUGUUGCCGGGUUAGUUUGGUUGUGUUACUAAGUGAGCUUCAGCUUGCAACCGCACCACAGACCACGCCCAGCCCACGCCUGCGUUGAAGACCUGAGUUCCCCCAGCGUAAGACCUGACUCCAACCCCAACCAUACUGAGAGAGAGAGAGAAAUGUGAAAACCUGUAAUUUUCUAUUAGUCUGCAAUUACUGCCUGCCAGGGUGUCUGUUUCCAUGAUUUAUGAGCAGCAGUAUGGAAGGAGUGUUCUGGGAGUCACACAGCUUAUACACACACUCCUAACCACACCCUGAACCAGAGUCCAGACCUGGAACUAACUGACCAGGAAGCUUUCAAAGAACAACAUGGUGCAAGAGUCAUUUGGUCCUUGUGCUUGUGCUACAUAAUACUGUAAACACAGUCUAAAUUAGUUUUCUGUUGCACGUCAGUCCCAACACAUAUGAUGUCAAUGAUAACCAAAUCCAUAAUUAUUCAGCACAGUGCUAGAUAUAAUGUGUUCUAACACCUUACUUCUCUCAUCCUUUCUCCAGGUAAAGAUAGCUCAGGACUGACAGACUCUGACCUGACCCCGAACUCUGACCCCUCUGGGAUGGACGGCAGCUACCUGAGUGUGAAGGAUCAAGGCGUGAAGGGCCCGUCGGACCGACCGGGCUCGGACAUGGCCAGCCCCAUGGACAAGGGCGAGGGUGAGAGCAACAAGGGCAAGAAGAGGCGUAACCGCACCACGUUCACCAGCUACCAACUGGAGGAGCUGGAGAAGGUCUUCCAGAAGACCCACUACCCUGAUGUGUACGCCCGCGAGCAACUGGCCCUCAGGACUGACCUGACUGAAGCCCGUGUACAGGUAAGACUGGUUCACCUGAGCGGAACUCUACUGCUAACCACUACUUACUCAGGUUCUGUGAAGAUCUGUGACUUCAGUCUAGCAGUAUCACUUUCAUUACACAUCAAUAACAGUGAUGAUCACCAUUAUACACAGAAGAACAAUUGGUAGAGUUCUAAACUUGAGCAUCCUUUCCUUUAGGCCACGACUAGCCAAACAAGAACAAUGACCAAUGCUAUCUCGAAUCAGAUGGCGGCUGUAUGUUAUUGAGAGGACUUUAACAAAAACCGGACACAGCUAAUGAUUAGGAGACUGUGGAUAGAACCACAUUAAUCCCUCAACAUCUGUGGCUUUGGAGAGAUAACGUCACCAAGCCACCAGGGUGAGAGUGAGAGUUAUCUGGUAAUGUGGGAGUAGGGGAGUAGUGGCCAACGCAGGGCAGGGGGCCCCCAGGGGCUGAGGCUGGAGCUGGGCCUCAUAUGUUCACUGUCAAGGGAGCAGACCUUCAUCCACAUAUGAGGAGACAUGCUUGGUUCUGCUCAGCUCCACAACCUAGCCUGCACCUGAACCCCUGGACUUCUGAACUGAGUACUGCAAGUGGCUAACCAGGUCUGGGGCUACAAACAUACAACCUUCCUGUGACCUUCCCCUUUGAUUUACAUAUAAUCCGUCCAUGACUACUGCCGCAUUCCAGCAUUGGUGGAUAGCUGAUGAGACCCCCCUCGCUCGGAGCACAGAUACAGACACACACACACACACAAAGUCUACCAAAAGCCCUUGGAUUCAUUGUGUUUUUCUUUCAUUAACAUCCUGUUCAGGAAAGAAUGUGUCCCUCCCAUGGUCUCGUGGGUAGGUGUGAAAACCUUCCCCUGAGCCUCUGGUAAGUUGUGAGGUUCGCAGCAACCAUCAUGCACUAAUCCAUAGGAAACAUGCCAGAAUAUACAGUACAACACUGACACCAAUAUCUGUAAAUACAAACGUCAUGUGAAAGUAAAGAGAGCAAGUGCUCUGUGAAAGAGUCUGAGGGAUGAGAUCAGGCUGGAUCGGGUCUUUAUAUGACAUGUGCUGGCGCAGUGGCAAGAAACCCCUCACAGUGAAACACAGGAAGUCCCUGAAGCCAGAGGGUUGUAAUUCAGCCUAGAGCCCCCCCCCACUCUCUCUCUCUCUCUCUGAAGGUAUGCUAUUCCUCUAGCUAUAAGAGGGCUGGUUCAGCUGGGCCCUUUACAGCCUAAGCUCUCCCACUGGCCCUCUUAAACCAUUCAAGUUAAAAGAUAAAAGACACAAGAUGCCUCAUCAGUCAAAUAACUUUACUCAGAAAAAAGGAGCUUCACACCUCAUGAAUUCUGCAUCUAAAGUGGACAAACUGUUCAACUAAAUCCACAAGAAUUUGUCCUGCUAUAAAGCUCAUAGUACUGUACGUUUUGGUCGAUUGGAAUUCCACUGAGAUUUCAGUUUUGUGGUUGUCAAUAGAUUUCCAAACAAAUACUUCCUGGUCAAGGCAGUGUUUUUCAGAUUGUAACUGAAAUACCCUCUCUUUAGUCCACUUAACGAGACUGAACAAGAGGAGCUUGUAAACUUGCCUGACUAUAAACGUUAGCCAGAGAAAUGUUUGUUUUUUCUGUCUACUGGUUUCAAAGGGAGGAAGUCGGUUGAGCUCUGAGUCAUAUGCACUCCAGAUACAUCUACAGGUCACAGGUCAAGGGUUUCAAUAACAUCACGUCUCUCAGACUACCUUGCUGUCAGUCCACAGCUCUGAGGCUGCUGGACGUUGUUUGACAUGGAGUAUAUAAGGCUAAAUGAAAUGCCAAUAUGAGUUAAGGACCAAACUACAGACCUUAGUUCAUAUAAAACAGGACAGCAACCCAUCAGAAAGCAUAAUAACAAAUCAUGUAAAUAUGAUAUUAGAUAUUAGAUGUUGUGCUCAUUCAGCUGGGUAACUAUACAAGGUAGAAAUACUUAGUCAUUGUAUACCCCCCAUUGUGUACUAUUUGCAGGUCCAUUUGGGCCGUGCUAUAGUAUGGAAACAGCAGUGGCAGAUUAUCAAUCCUCAAAGCGGGUCUCUGACUUCAAAGUGGCUGUAUCCCCAUGCAGCUUCCCUGCCAGGACAGUUUGGCAUUUCUGUGUUCUUUCUCUCUGUGCUGGAACAUAACUAAAGCCUCAUAGUAAGUCUCUAAGCUACUUUAGCUGUCAACGUCUUUACCAAUUACUGUCACUACCCAGUGUGCACACACAAACACUUAGCUCUGUGGAACAGAACCUGUCUAGGGAGAAGUCGGACAGAAAGCACAAACAAACAGUAUCUGUUGGUAGAUAGAUACUCACUGUCCCAACAUGAUCAACAGCUCUACUGGUGGGUCACUGUCAAAAGACACAAAGGGAGAAGGUGCAUGUGAACCAAGGAGUGAGUCCAUCCAACUAUCAUAGCGUACUCUUUACAAUCUGUUCUCCACAUCAUUUAUAAUUGUAGUUGAUGAGGGGCUUCAUUGGCAAUAGAAGCUAGUGAGUAUUUGGGUUGUGUGAGACUGUUGAAAGAAAGACAUGAAGACAGAGAGAGAAGGAAAGAGACAGAUGACAGCAGUGAGAGGAGAGGAGAGGUGAGGAGGGAGCGUCUUGUCUGGGUGGCUCCUCUGGGUUGGAGGGGGGAGCAUCGGAAAGCCAGGGGUUUAGGGGUCAGGAAAUUAAACAGAAAAUGAAAACAAGCUCUGGUUUGAACAUUCUCCCAUGUCACUUUUCAAUUUCCCAAAUUCCCUACUCCGAUUUAUAGAGGGAGGAAGAGUGUGAGUGAGUGAAAUAAAUAAAUAAAUAAAUAAAUGACAGAGGAGAGAUAGAAAUAAUGUCAGGGGGGCAGAAAGAAAAAGGGGGGGAAAUGUGCUACUUUUGUUCUCUCUCACAAAAAUGUUCUGAUACCAUAUACUGCCCAUGUAUUCCCUGUAUCAGUGUAAUCAGUGAGUAAAGCUUUCUAAACAGACGAUGUGAAGCUUAGGGACAGUGCUCUCUGUGCUCUGUGCCUUGACAUUAAGUGCAAUCACAGUCAGGCUGAUAUCAGGUUACCCAGCUCUGAGAUAGGCCCUAUGACGUUGUGUGGGGGAGGGCGCCAGGCCUAAGCCCAUCUGAGACUGACUCUAUUUAGAUCACUUUCACCAGCUUUGAUGGAAAUUUAAACACAAUAAUGCUUUCAAUAAACAACCGUUUUAGGCUCAGAUGUCAAAGGUAAUUACAGCACACUUUUGUUAUGAGAAAAUUGGCCUGUUCCUGUCAGAAGACAAAGGAACGGAGGGAAGAGUCUGUAAACGUUUUGUUUUGAGUACUCAAGUGAAAACCUCCUCUCCACAUUGUCUGUAUUAGAGGCCUAGUAAUCCUUCCUUUCUCCUCUCUUCUCCUCUCUGAUUGCACACCCCGCCCAGGGAAUCAGACCAACGGAUUUAUUACUUCACCCUCUUUUUAAUUAUACCUCCAAAAGUCUGUGUAUGUGUGUAUGUGUGUGUGUGCGUGUGUGUGUGUGUGUGUAUGUGUGUGUGUGUGCGUACACACGUGUGUGUGUACUUGGUUGACGGAAAGGGAAAAUUGCACGUCAGUUGCUGUGUAAACCACAAACUAAUUGACCAAAGGCUCAUCCUCAGAACCAAGUUCAAACUCUGUGACAAAUCAAGAUUGCAAAACAAAGGAGGCGCUCCCUUUGAAUAGGCCUCCACUUCGCGAAUCAAUAAAUAGAUGGAGUUAAUCUGAGAGGAAGAGGGAUCACAGGGAAAGGAAUUUCUGGCUGCUUUUGAGACUUUAAGCUUAAGAAUAGCUUGCUUUAUCUACAGAGCAGCGCAUACUUUCACUUUUUUCCACUAAGAGUUUCGGCACAUUGAUGUCUGUGCAGAUAGCACAGUCGUUUGGCUGUGAUCCUCAGAACCCUUUUUCCAUAGAGAAAAGAAUAGUGUUAUUUGCAUCUAUCAGAAAGGCAUUCUCCUGAGAUGUGGUGGAAAGUUAUAGUUUAAAGCUUCAGGAUUACUGGUCCAGUACUAACUCCGCCCCGGCCCCCACUGACUCCCCCACUCCCCCAUCUCCCCUCCACAUCUCCACCUCCAACCUCCUGCCUCCUGCUGCUGAUGGCGCUGAUAGGAGGGGAACUCAGAGGAGGCCUUCACAUGGCCUGUCAACUCCCCCAGACGUCAAACUCCAGCCAGGUCUCUGCUUUCUCUGAGAGAGGGAGACUGUGAAAAAUAAGCUAUGCACACGGGCCAAGGCCCAGGGCUGAGGGGCAGAGAGAUUCCCCUUCUCUAUGAGCGCCCUGUGAGGCCAACCCUGGAGGUUCCUGGACUGUUUCUCAGGUGCCUGACCACGCUGCUGUACAGUGUUUACCCACAGUUCACCCAGCCUCACUGACACACUGAGCCCCAGGCCUAAGAGACACAUGGCAGUCUCUUUCCUCCCCUUACAGCUCAAAGACACGGAGCAGCGCCACAAUUAUAAUCACAACAGUGUUUGUGCAAGUUAUGUGCUAUGUAUAUUGUACUGUAGGCCUACAUAUUAUUUGAGUUCUAUUGGAUGUUCAGGGAAAACAUGUAUGACUAUCUUCUUCUUUGAACUAUGCUCUAAAAAUGUAACUAUAGGUAUCUAUGGAUCCUAUGUGACUAUGUGACUCAGUCCUGACCUUUGCCCAGCAGGUGUGGUUCCAGAAUCGCCGAGCCAAAUGGAGGAAGAGGGAGCGCUUUGGUCAGAUGCAGCAAGUCAGGACACACUUCUCCACAGCGUACGAGCUGCCUCUUCUAGCCAGACCUGAGAACUAUGCACAGGUAAAAAUAAUAAUAAAUAAUACAGUAAUUGAACGUAUUUAUAUAGCGUUUUUUUCAAAUGCUCAAACAAAAUGCUUACAUUUUGUUUAAGUUUGGAUGAAACACAGCAACCAUUUGUGCCAGAAUGCUCAUCACCCAUCAGCUAUCAUGGUGGAGGCCUUGGAGGAGCAGAGUGGGGUUACUUACAUCUUAUGGGUGUUACAGACAAAGGAUUUGAGAGAGCAGUUCAAGCUGAGGGGGAGGCCUUUCUCUGUGAUGCAAUGACAGAUCAGCAAGCCCAGAUGAGGCAGCUCCUCUUCCUGUUCUCUCCUCUCUCUGUCUGCCCCCCAGAGAGUGAGGUCAGCCUGGCUCCAGUGACAGGCCAGACACACCCUCACAUAGACCCAGAGAACCCUCCAUUUAUUAUUCAUCUGCACAGAGGGUCAGAGGGCAGGUGUGUGUGUGUGUGUGUGUGUGUGUGUGUGUGUGUGUGUGUGUGUGUGUGUGAUGCUGUGGAAUGCAGCUCUGUGCACAUCUGGCCACUCCAUGCGAGUAUCCAGCACCACUACCCCGGCCCCCAUCUCAAACACCCCCACCCCCACACCCACAUCCCUAUCAGCUCCCUGACCACCGCAUCUCUCUCUCCGUCUGUGGAGGAGGGUGACAGGAAGCAUGGAGAUUACUAAAACAGCCAGGCUGUCACGAUCGUUGGUUAGAGAGGACCAAGGCGCAGCGUGUUGAGCGAACAUACUUUAAUAGUAAAGUGCAAACACGAAUACAAAACAAUAAACGAUACGUAACGUCCUCAGACAAUGACUGACAAGGAACAAAAACCCACAAACACAAGGUGAAAACAGACAUAUUAAAUAUGGCUCCCAAUCAGAGACAACGAGCCAAACAGCUGACACUCGUUACCUCUGAUUGGGAGUCACUCAUCCAAACAAAGAAAUACAACCACAUAGAACAACCCAACCAAACAGAACACAACGAAACGAACACACCCUGGCUCAACAUACAAAGUCCCGGAGCCAGAGCGUGACAGUACCCCCCCCCUAAAGGCGCGGACUGCGACCGCGCCUCAAUAAGGGCUAAACAAGGGAGGGCUGGGUGGGCAUACCUCCUCGGCGGUGGUUCUGGCUCCGGCCCUGAUCCCCACCUCCUCUCCAACCCCCCAAAGUACCCCUGGUCCUGUCUAGCCCCGCUGGUCGGAGCCGGACUGACGACACGCGCCCCUGGCUUGGUGCGUGGAACAGGAACGGGCCUCACCGGACUGACGACUCCAUUCCCUGGUUUGGUGCGAGUAGCAGGAACGAGCUGGACCAGGCUGACGACUCGCAUCCCUGGUUUGGUGCGAGUAGCAGGAACGGGCUGGACCAGGCUGACGCCUCGCACCCCUGGCUUGGUGCGAGUAGCAGGAACGGGUUGGACCAGGCUGGCGACUCGCACCCCUGGUUUGGUGCGAGUGGCAGGAACAGGCCGGGUCGGGCUGGCGACGCACACCGUAGGCUUUGUGCGUGGAGCAGGGACAGGCCGGGCUGGGCUGGCGACGCACACCGUAGGCUUUGUGCGUGGAGCAGGAACAGGCCGGGCUGGGCUGGCGACGCACACCGUAGGCUUUGUGCGUGGAGCAGGGACAGGCCGGGCUGGACUGGCGACGCACCUCGUAGGCUUGGUGCGUGGAGCAGGGACAGGCCGGGCUGGGCUGUCGACGCACACCACUGACUUGGUGGGAAUGGCAGGAACCGGCCGGGCUGGGCUGACGACGUGCACCACUGACUUGGUGGGAAUGGCAGGAACAGGCCGGGCUGGGCUGACGACGCGCACCACUGACUUGGUGGGAAUGGCAGGAACAGGCCGGGCCGGGCUGUCGACGCACACCACAGACUUGGUGGGAAUGGCAGGAACAGGCCGGGCUGGGCUGACGACGCGCACCACUGCCUUGGUGGGAAUGGCAGGAACAGGCCGGACCGUACUGGGGACACACACCACUGGCCCCACGCAGGGAUCAGGAACGGGCCGGACCGGACUGGUAACACACCCCAGUACCUCUCGCCGUGCCUCCACACUUUCCCUCUCCUCUGUGCCCAGUAGCCCCCCUAACCUGGCGGCCUUCUCUGCCAACGCUUUGCACCGCUCUAACCCGUACACCUGCUGCCCCGACGUCGUGAGCCCCCCCCUAAAAAUUUCCUGGGGGUCUCUCCUCCCCGUGGCCCAGGCCUCUCUCCCUCUUGCCAGACUCGCAAUCAUCUCCUCCCACGUCCAUCCUCUCUCCUCGUCACGCUGCUUGAUCUGGUUAAGGUGGGUUUUUCUGUCACGAUCGUCUAAUGAGGAGGACCAAGGCGCAGCGUGUUGAGCGAACAUACUUUAAUAGUAAAGUGCAAACACGAAUACAAAACAAUAAACGAUACGUAACGUCCUCAGACAAUGACUGACAAGGAACAAAAACCCACAAACACAAGGUGAAAACAGACAUAUUAAAUAUGGCUCCCAAUCAGAGACAACGAGCCAAACAGCUGACACUCGUUACCUCUGAUUGGGAGUCACUCAUCCAAACAAAGAAAUACAACCACAUAGAACAACCCAACCAAACAGAACACAACGAAACGAACACACCCUGGCUCAACAUACAAAGUCCCGGAGCCAGAGCGUGACACAGGCAAGGUGUUGAAGGACUGAGGUAGGAGGGAAAUGUCUUUCCCUUCAACUUAUGUAUCUACCUGCAGCAACACUACAAUAGGGUUUUCAACAUUAAAAUAUUGGGCUAUGGAUAAGUAGACUAUGAUGUGAACGUUGCUCCACAGAGUUGAUAGGUUAAUUAAUCAUUCAAGUCGAUUUGACAGACCAUGGUGAGUAUCGUAGGCUUCUUGAUCUUCUUAGCCUAUUUGUAAAGCGUUUUACGAUAAAAGGUCUACCUCGUCUUUAGGCCAUUGUGCGCGCCGGGUGCUAUACCGAGGAAGAGACACGUGGAGACUGGUGCUCAAGAUAAUACUUUUUUGGGGAGUGAGCGAUGUCGAAUGAUGAACUUUACUGCAGAAGCUAAACAUGACCUUAAAUAAUUGUGCAACUUGUGCUGUAUUGCAUGAGUAUCCUAGGUUGGUGCUUUUGUUUGUAAACAGGACUGUCACACACACAUCACACAUCCUUCAUUCUGCAAUAGGCCUACUUUAUAAUUAUAUUCAGUCCACAGAGGGUGUCUGAAAAAACUAAGCACUGACUCACCCACAUAGUUUUGGUAUUUAAAGUGACCCUGUCCUCUCUUUGCGUUUCAGAUCCAGAACCCAUCAUGGAUUGGUGGCGGCAGCGGAGCGUCUCCUGUACCAGGCUGCGUAGUGCCCUGUGACACAGUCACGUCCUGUAUGACCCCUCACCCUCACUCCGGCAGCGGCGUAUCUGACUUCCUGGGCGUCCCGAACCCUGGGGGUCACAUGGGACAGACGCACAUGGGCAGCCUGUUUGGGGGUCCUGGCAUGGGGUCAGGGAUCAACGGGUACGAUUUGAACAGCAUGGACCCGGACCGCAAGUCCUCCAGCAUCGCCGCCUUGCGCAUGAAGGCCAAGGAGCACAGUGCAGCCAUCUCCUGGGCAACAUGA